Messenger RNA from Glarea lozoyensis ATCC 20868, 1092 nucleotides. RefSeq lists its product as uncharacterized. The coding region runs from base 1 to 1092 and encodes 363 amino acids. The record is from RefSeq and is a predicted model, not a curated record. The transcript has 4 exons. Lineage: Eukaryota; Fungi; Ascomycota; Leotiomycetes; Helotiales; Helotiaceae.
AUGGCGCCUAGAAGAGGGGGCUCAAGUUCUGGUGGUGGUUAUAGCAGCGGAGGGGGAGGCGUUUCUUGUGAUGGAUGUGAUGACCCCUUAGAACUUCGAGGUGACGGAUGGACAUUUUCUAAAACCAAUGCUCUUUUUGCCUUUUAUAUAAUUAGUGCCGUAGUCUUGCUAGCUUGUCUUGUGCUCGCUUCCAGGUUCAAAUGGGUCCGAAAGGAAGGAAAAGAUAAGCUUCGAAAUCUGGGGUUUGUGCUGGCGACAUGUUCUGUGUUGCUUAUGUUCAUUAUAUCUAUUGUUGACGCAGCGCUUCGUGAAGAAAACACGACCACCACCUACCUUUACUUCCUAAUAUACAUAUUUUCGUCCCUCGGCUGGCGCCUCGGAGAGAUUUUAUUACUCGCAGUCAUUCUCCGAACACUAUACGAGAGUACAGCCUCCACACUCGUCAAUGCGCUGCCGACUUUCAACACGAUUACGAUUGUGCUACUUAGUUUAUUGUCUAUGUCAGGGUUUGGUAUAUAUAUUGCGGAUAUUGUCUACACGAUCAGAGGCGGGUACAGCGGACCUCUCUUUUACGGCACUUUGGUACAGGACAGGCAAUAUGUUGACUUUUCAUAUACCUCGUUGUACUUCCUCGUAUCCAUUGUGAUCGUGGUAUACUCGGUGUUGCUAUUCUUGAAAGAACGUUCGCAGACUACGACUAUAAUGCUAGCAGGCGUUGCACCCUCACUUUUCUUACGAACUUUGAUCGAUCUCGCCACCAGAGGCGUUUCUUCGUUCCCCAAUAAAACCAGCUACAAAGAUGCUGCUGGGUUAUCGUGGGCAGAGCAAUACCUCUAUGUCAUACUGACUACGAUACUCUUCCUUCUCGUGGCUUGGAUUGGUUGUAUAAAACCAAGAGAUUUGAACUAUCUGUCGGUACAACAAAAAUACAACGGCGCUGUUCCUGUGGAAUAUACAACCAACGGACCUCCAACAGCUUACCAGCCUGUGCAAACACACACAGCUCCCGUAUCGUAUAGUAACGGACAGCCAGGAUACAGCUACAAUACUCAACCCACACAGCAACCGCCUUAUCGAUCAGCACUGCCUUGA